AGAAUAUAGAGUUCUCUAGCGAAUACACUAUACAAGUAGUCUAAUAGCAAUCGACACCACAGCUUACCCACGAACAAGGUUGGCAAAAUUCAUAUAAAACGUACUUGGUUUGAUUACUAAACGCUACAUUUCACAGCAGAACACAGAAAACACUUAGAUCUCACAUCAAGAAAUCCGAGUUUUGAAUAAACGCUCAGUAAGACAUGCACAGGAGUCAGCGCAGCAACAACCUCAACAAUACAACGGAUGCUAUCAACAACGAUGCUCACGACAUCGCGACGGCAUUCUCAGGCAGCAACCUAAAUGUAAAUGAUGGAAUCGAUGGUAUCACGGGCAGAAGCACGCGCACGCGCACUCGCAGUAGAUCGUCCGAUCGCACUGAACGCCCCACACUCAAACGCCGAGUAACACAACUCCUGGCUAAUAUACGCGAUGGCAGUGGUAGUAGUACAGGCAGCAGCAGCAGCAGGCAUGUUGGGGACGGUCGCUCUGGCUCAGCCCGGUACGCGAGUAGCAGUAGCAACUCACACAACCGAUUGACAGCCAGUUCGAGAUGGUUGAAUCCUAAAAAUAGAUCGCUCACAUCCAUACUGGACUCCCUGGCGGCCUGGAAGGAGAUGGAACCAAACGAGGUGCUGGAGUGUCUGUGCAGAUUCCAAGUGCAAAUUGAGAGUGAAGAAGAAUUGGCUACCAUGUCCAAGUCGGAGCGGCAGAGUACGGCCCUGUCCCGUGCGGUGCGUCCCAUCAGUGAGAUACUACGCGUCGCACUGGAAGACAGAGCCAUGCUCCUCAUUAACCAGUCGCUUGUGUGUAUGCGCCAGGUAACAAAAGGAGAUGCUGUUGCGAUAGAGAUGGCGACUAAUUUACAUGUACCCCAGCUUAUAAAGGAUGUGAUGGUGCAGAAUCCACGCGAUGCGGUCAUUCAACGCAACUGCUACAUGGUGUACAGAUCUCUUACCUUCCACCGAGCUGACAACCAGCAAUACAUCGUACAGCAACUAGACGUUGUGCCUCUCGUCUGCAAGGCGAUGAGGAACAUGCCAAACAAUCCCUCGUUACAAGCGGCCGGGUUUAUGUUGAUUCAGAACGUCACAUGGCUGGUAGACGCGAAUAGAUGUGUAGUAGAUUCAGAUGGCGGAAUCCAGCUGAUUCUAGACGCCAUGAAGCGAUUCCCCUUCGAUACCGAACUCCAGAAAUGGGGGUGUGGAGCGAUCCAAAACCUUGCUUGUAGUAUAGAUUGCACGGCAAAGAUUGUGAAGAUGAAAGCCUUGGAUGUUGUGCUCGCAGCAAUGCGACACUUUCCCUCAAAUGUGGUCAUGCAGAACUACGGUCUAGGUGUGAUGCGAAACUUGUCUUUCCUGAAGACCAACCGCGUCGCUGUGGCGAUGGGGGGGGACACUAUAGCUCUGGCUCUAGCGGCAAUGAGCAAGCAUUUUGACUCCAUUGAGGUACAAUCGAGUGCAUGUUCAUUCCUCUUUAAUGUUAUCAUAGAUGUAGAAGAAAACCGAGAGAUUCUACUGAAAACAAAGGAUUUUCUACCUAUGCUGUUCACAUUCAAACGCCGACACGACCAGGAUCUGCGGUUCUACGAGAAGUCUAAUGCUCUGCUGGAACAACUAGCAAGGGGUACCGAGGGCUCCUGUUACAUUGAUCUUGGGGAAUGUAAGACUGCAUUCAGUCUGAAGGAGUUGGCUGCACGGACUGUCGCGUAUCAUCUGAAGAAACCUGUAUCACUUGGGUGUGAAGACACCAGCAUGCUCUUUCCGGAUCUGAAGAACUGUUUAAAAGACGCACGGGACUGCGAUUGGUGCGAGAAGAAGUUCAUACAGUACACAGAUAUUGCAUACAAAUCCAAACCAGAUAGAUGGGCUUUAAGGCGUGUAUGUAGUAGAAACUGUCUGCAGAAUGUUAUCGAUGACACUGUCAGUAGGAACAAGUCUGUGCUCGCGGUCGAGGUCGAAUCAGCUGCUCUGGUAGCGUAAAGCGUCCCGACUAGUUAGUAUAUGGUUCGAGGCUCACCAUAGUAUAGCUGAUAAACCCUGAUGUAUAGUAUAUAUCGAUACAUACGGAGGCGCCAACACAACAUGCGAAGGCGGCGACGCAGCACAGGGGCAUAUAGAAGCAUACAAAAGAAACAGUCAAAAUAGUAAAAGUCAAAGUCAAAGAGAAAGUAAAGUCAAGACAAGUACAGAGAAAGAGAAAGCCAAGAUAGGUACCGGGAAAGAGAAAGAGAAAACCAAGAGAGGUACUGAGAAAGAGAAAGAGAAAGUAAAGACAAAGAGAAGAUACAUGUAAAUAGAAUAAAUUCGAACAAGUUCAAACAAAUAUGAAUUGUAACAUUAUUAGCCUACGAG
Messenger RNA from Sphaeroforma arctica JP610, 2354 nucleotides. RefSeq lists its product as hypothetical. Lineage: Eukaryota; Ichthyosporea; Ichthyophonida. The coding region runs from base 204 to 1982 and encodes 592 amino acids. The record is from RefSeq and is a predicted model, not a curated record. The transcript has a single exon.